Molecule: messenger RNA, 1245 nt
Organism: Coccinella septempunctata (seven-spotted ladybird)
Lineage: Eukaryota; Metazoa; Arthropoda; Insecta; Coleoptera; Coccinellidae
Gene: E2f2
Product: transcription factor E2F5
Exons: 6
Coding region: 131-1021 (296 amino acids)
Biological process (GO): regulation of transcription by RNA polymerase II
Cellular component (GO): RNA polymerase II transcription regulator complex
Molecular function (GO): DNA-binding transcription factor activity, RNA polymerase II-specific; protein dimerization activity; RNA polymerase II cis-regulatory region sequence-specific DNA binding
Source: RefSeq, a predicted model, not a curated record
UCAGAGUCAGAGGUAUUCUGUGGAUUGAAGUGUCAGAUAUUCAUGAAGGGGGAGAGGAAUAAUUUUAAAAUUGAAAAAAAUUCGUAUCAACAUUUCAACUACUUCAUAUUCCUUUCUGCCUAAAUGUAAAAUGUCGGAAAGUUCGCAAAGUAGAUUUGAGAAAUCUUUAGGUUUAUUAACGACCAAAUUUGUUAACCUUUUACAAAAAUCAGCAGGUGGAGUUUUAGAUCUCAAAGUGGCAGCCGAUAUGCUUGAAGUCAGGCAAAAAAGGAGAAUUUAUGAUAUAACAAAUGUAUUAGAGGGCAUUGGUUUGAUAGAGAAGAAGAAUAAAAAUAGUAUACAAUGGAAACCUUAUACUUAUAAAAACUCAUUACCUGGUUGUAAUACACAGGAAUUUGCAAUUAAAGCAACUAAUUUAAAAAAGGAGCUUUCAAAACUGGAUGAAUAUGAACUGGAAUUAGAUAAACAUAGGACAUGGGUUGAACAAAGUAUCAAAAAUAUUACAGAAGAUAUAGAAACCAAAAAAAUGUUAUAUAUUACGCAUAAUGAUUUAAAGAAAUGCUUUUGUGAAGACCAAUCUGUUGUUGUUGUUAACUGUCCUGUGGGAGCAACAAGUGUUAAGUUUCAAAAUACUGAUGAUCAAUAUUGCCUUAAAAUGAAAUCAUUUUCAAACCCUAUGAUAGCAAAUUUAUUGACUUAUGAGGGUGAACCUGAAAUUCAAAUCAAGAAAAAGGAUAAUUUUGUGAGAAGAGAAGCUGAUGAAAAUGAAUCACAUGCAAAAAGAAAGAAAUUCGAGGUAGAUGAGGAUCCGGAUUUGGCUGCUGCUGAAAUAAUAUUUAGAAACAAUAGAGACAGAAGAAGAAAUAACGGUAUCAGGAUAUCUGAUGGGGUUGACCCCUUUUUGAGAUUGAGCCCCGUACCUCUGAAUGAAGAUUACAACUUUAGUCUAGAUGAAACUGAAGGUGUUACAGAUCUGUUUGAUAUUAAAGACCAAAAUAAUGUAAUCAAAAAUGACCUAUGACAUGUGAUUUAGUAUGUAUUUUACUGUAUAUUAUUGAGAUCAAAAUUUAUAUUGGUAUAUAAAAAAAUCAUUUUCAUUAUGUAUUGCUUCCAGUAAUUCGUUAAUUUGUUAUUGUUUUUUUUUUCUUUGAAAAAUGGAUAUAUGAAGAAAUUAAUUUUGUAUUUUUUUAAAAUGUACAUUUUUAUGGAAUGAUACAUAAUUAAAGAUUGUAUUGUGUAUCAAAA